GAACAAGCUUGCGUUGGUGAGCAGCAUUUCCGAAGAAACACUACAACAGGAUAAUUCCAACAAGUUGGUUGUAGAGCAUACGCUCAUCGUUACUCUUAUUCGAAGACGUGAAGAUUGCGACGCAGAUAUAGGUGGAAAGGUAAAAGCGAUAUAUUACUACAGCCGAGCUCUCAGGCAGUUUCUCGUGUCAGCCACAACAAGAUGAAGAUGGCAAGAGGAGUGUGAUGAAGAACUUUCUGUUGAGAGGACCACGACGGGCGACGGUGCAGCAGCGUUUACUUCUGCCAUGAGUUGUAGCGAGCACGGGCGAGCACGAACAGGAUUAACACUCGCAUGUUAUGGGGGAGCAGACGUCCACUUCCAAUCGUGCGUUGCGAUGGUGGCGACGGCGAGCAAGACCAUCAGGCGACCCGGAGCAUUAGCAAGGCGUCUGCCGUCUCGGAUUUGGAACCCGAGGGUUCUCCGAGUACCGCACGAAGCACAGGGACGAGCGCGGCGUUCCGUUCGCUUCCCAACACUCCCACAGUUGGGGAAGAGCGCCCCGAGUUCCGUUCUUUUCGCAGCCAGCGAGAUGAAAUACACGAAUAUGGUGCCACGACUCCAUUUUCCACUCGCGACGCCAACAAUUUUUAUCACCGCGAGCCGGCCGGCCAGCGUCUUGUCCCGAGUUGGGUCGAGUCGCGGAAAACUGGGGAACACCAGGCGAAGUCUUUUCUGCACAGCGAGUUUGUACGGAAGCGCUCCCUGGCGCGCUUCGCGUCCGCGAGUGAGGAAGCGGAGGUCGAGACACAAACUCUGACGGAGGCCCUGUCACGAGCGCCCAGCUUGGUAAUGUUUGAAUCUUCAAGUAGAUGGACAAGUACUUACUAUAAUGUGCCAGGCUUCGUUGUCACAGGACCGGCGCUUAUACAAAUAGGAAGAAUCUUUCAUCACUCAUCUUCGAAUUACAGGUUCUGGAGCCCAGUUUCGAGAGCAGUUGGCGCACCGAAGUGAUGGCCGGAAUCUGCUCUGGCGUGGUGCAAGUGGUGCUUUUCAACCCCUAUGACCGUGUAUCAAAUGCAAAAGUGUCUGGGCCUGGAAGGAUGCGAACUUGUGAUGCGUGUUGCGGAUCAUACAAAAAUCUGUGUUGCAUGACUUGCAAAAGGUCCCCAUUUCUAGCCACGCCGAGGGGGCAUUUCUCAUGCAGAAUAGGCAUCACCAAGUCCAAGACCAAGGGGCUGCCGCUGCAGAACCUGUGAUGCUAGGCCCUGCAUUCGAGACUCGGCGGAGCUUGAAAAACUGCAUGACAAAUCUCAGAAUCUUCCAGACCCAGACAUUUUUGCAUUUGAUACCGUGCCCUGUAUUUGAGUGUGAUUCACCAGAGAAAGUUUCUGCACCGCGAGAACUGGGGCCGCAGCUUCUCGGAUUUGAACAAGGGUCUGCUGCCGAACUUGCUGCAGCGCGUCAUCAGCUACGGCAUGUAUUUUCCGCUCGAACAAAUGUGGACCCGGGUACUGCUGAACUGCUUUCGCAGCAGGACAACUACUGGCGGCGCUUUUGUUAAUGUCGGUGAAGAUCCGGCUGCCAGUUCUUCCUCCUCGUCCGCUGGAAGUAGCCGUAUGAGUACUGAUGGCGGUGCAUCUACUUGUUCUACUGCAGAUAAUCGUGAUGUGGGUAGUUUUUUCCCGGGUAAGCAGGAGAUCCUGUACGUGGCUCCGCUCGCGGGGCAGCUCACUGGCGCCAGUAGCGGGCUGGCGACAAACUACCUGAGCUUGGUGAAAUACCGCCAGUACCAGCGGGACACACACAAGCCGCUCAUCCACGAUGUGCGCAAAAUCUUCCACAAAGAAGGCCGCCGUAAGCAAAAUGUUAUUUGUUCACGACUAUGCUUUUGUCGUGAAUGAUGUUCUCGUGAAAGUGUAACUAGUGAAUUUUGGUUUUGUUGCUAUCAAACAUAGAAAAAAUCGAAAUGCGAGAAGAUCAUUAGAGGUACGUGCAUGCAAAAGAAAGAAAAAUUAAACAAUAAAAACCGAAACAGUAACGCGCGGUCUGGGAGCUACGAUCUGCCGGGAUUCCGUGUUUGGGAGUGUUUUCACCUCCCUGCGAGUGUUGCUCCAGGACGAGGAACGUCAGUACCUUGUGAACUUUUUCGCCGCGUCUCUGGCAACGGUGCUGUCCGGUCCCCUGAACUACGCCCGCAACCUGCAGUACGCCUAUCGUAGCGGGUGGAGUAGCUCGGAGACGGAACGGCCGAUGCGAUCCGAAUCAUCCACUAGUAGUCAAAGCAGGCCCGCCUCCGCGACGAACGAAAACAGCACGAAAUUUCAGCGCGGACGGGUGCUGGAGGACUAUCCGACGGUGCGGCGCGUCUUGCGAGAGCUCCACCGCGAUCUGGUGUACGGGGGUCUGGCCGGGUAUGGGAGUGUCAGGAUUGAAAACGACAAUGUUGAAAUAACUUGUAAUGCAUAAAAUCGAUACCAGUUGUGUUGGAAGCCCAAUUGCCGAGCGGCGCAUAUCAAAUUUCGGCACCGUCUAAAUCCUGUUUGUCAUGCUGCUUAGGGACAGAAGGCGUCCUUUGUCAUGCUACUUUAGUAGCUGCAUUGCAGACCCCAAACAGGCUGACAGUCGGCGCCAUUUGCCAUCCCUGCAAGAGAGGCAUUUCAUGCCUUGCAAUCUAUGCAUGAGAAAUUAUUUCAACUCUGACGAUUUCAAUCCUGACGCUUCCAUACCGGGUGGCGAAACGUGGGAAUGAAGUUGCGAAUCGGAUGGGGCACCCUGCGCGUCGGAGUUGGCAUGGCCACCGGGAAUUUCUUUUACCGCUACUUCGAAAACCUCCUGAACACCACCACGCUGUCCUUUUGAAAUUUUUGAUAUGAUUUUUUACUAGCAUAAAUAUGUAGAUCAUGAAUCUGUAGUAAUAUCCUUUGCGCAGGAGUUACGAGCAGUCGUGCUGCAAGAUAAACGCGUUCAGUUGUGUGAAGAAAUUCAUCUGCAAAAAUUCUGACUCGAUGCACGAGCUCAGGCUCUUGCAUCUGCAACGAACUGCCACGAGUAGCUGGAAAACAACAUCAACAGGAUCGCUUACACGACCCAUGAUCGACAGGGGGCGCGGGCGCCCAGCAAUCGAUUCGUGCUGAACACUGUCACUGCCUCAAGGUCCGAUCAAACUACAAGGCAACCGUGAACCAAAAUUGUACGUUUUCACUCCAGAUGAGUCAUUUUUUUCCUGAUCAAAG
Messenger RNA from Amoebophrya sp. A120, 3215 nucleotides. The record is from the annotation of a GenBank genome assembly. Lineage: Eukaryota; Dinophyceae; Syndiniales; Amoebophryaceae.